Puccinia triticina is the source of this 1062-nucleotide messenger RNA. RefSeq lists its product as uncharacterized. The record is from RefSeq and is a predicted model, not a curated record. Lineage: Eukaryota; Fungi; Basidiomycota; Pucciniomycetes; Pucciniales; Pucciniaceae. Gene Ontology annotation, molecular function: ATP binding; hydroxyethylthiazole kinase activity; magnesium ion binding. Gene Ontology annotation, biological process: thiamine biosynthetic process. The coding region runs from base 1 to 1062 and encodes 353 amino acids. The transcript is spliced from 6 exons.
AUGAAAUCUCCAGAUCCAUACCAGUCCACUCAAUACCUCAAAAAAUUGAUCGAAGCCUGUGAAGGUUGGCUCAGGACUCCGGAAGAGAACAUCGAUAACCCUCAUGUCAGAAUACAACUCAAGCUGGUGAUCGCAAUGCUCAAGUUCCAGACCAAGACUUCAACUCCGCUGAUCCACCAUAUCACCAACACCGUCGUCCAGAACGAUUGUGCAAAUUUAGUGUUGGCUUAUGGCUGCUCGCCAAUAAUGUCAUCAAACCCGAGUGAAAUGGAAGACUUGAUCAAAGUCAAAGGCGGCUCUUUAGUCCUCAAUCUUGGUACUUUCGAUGAUCACCAAGUACAUGCGAUGAGAGUAGCAGGCUGGCAAGCAAACCUCACAGGAAAGCCGGUCAUCUUUGAUCCCGUUGGCGUCGGUGCUAGUCAAGAAAGGAAAAAGAAGGCGAGGGAACUUUUAAACACCGUCCAAAUGUCUGUCAUCAAGGGGAACCAAGCCGAAAUUGCCACCUUGGCAAGAUUCAGUAGCAGUGGCGUUAGCUCCUGUGGGGUGGAUUCAAAUGGCGAAGUAGAAGCACCAGACCUGCUGGUUAAACACCUGGCGCGACAAGAACUUUGUGUUGUUGUGAUGACUGGUAAGACAGAUUGGAUCUCGGAUGGAAAACAUGUAUUCCGCCUUGAUAAUGGUGUCAGCGAUCUUUCCGGUAUCACAGGGAGUGGGUGUAUGAUAGGAACUUCAAUUGGUUGUUUUGCAUCCAUGACCCAACCAGACGUCGACAGAGACACCCGCUCAGGCUUGCUUUCCAAUUUGACAGAUAUACACCACGAUUUGGGCGACAUAUUAAUUGCAUCCAUUCUGGGAAUCUCUAUGAUCAAUGUGGUAGCUGAAAUGAUACAUGAAACGGAAAAAGAAAAUUCAGAGUAUGGCCCACUCAGCUUAAAAACAAAAAUUAUGGAUCACAUAACCAAAGGCAGAAAAAACGAGCACUUCUGGCGAGCAGUUCAUGGAGACUUCAAAAUGCGCUCAGAAUUUUUUCAUGAUGAUGAAAUCAGACAGAUUCUGGAAUGA